UUUAGACUUUAGAUUGAUGACAUCUUCUCAGGCCAUAUGGAAAAUGCUUAUAUGAAAACGAAAAAAGGGAAGUAAAAGUUUAAUAUUGAGGAUGGUUUAGAAAAUGAAAACUCUUAUGUUCCCUAUAUAAAAGCCGUGAUAGAAAGAAUGUCUUCAGAGAACCUAGGCUCCAAGGUUCAACCAAACGCCCAGCUCAGUCGGGCCAGCAGCAUCCUUAAUUCUCCCAAUGGCCCUCCUGCUCUCUUUACUGACAGCCCUGGUGGUGUUCGGCUGUGGCCCUGCUCCAUCUCUGGGCUGCGAUCUGCCUCAAAACCACACCCUGGCUAGUGGGAAGACCGUUGACCUUCUGAGCCGAAUGCAGAGACUCCCCACUUUCUUCUGUGUGAAUGACAGAAAGGACUUCAGGUUCCCCCAGGAGAUGGUGGAUGGCAGCCAGCUCCAGAAGGCCCAGGCCAUCGCUUUCCUCAACGAAAUGCUCCAGCAGAUCUUUGAACUCUUCCAUACAAAGGACUCCUUUGCUGCUUGGAACACUACCCGCCUGCACCAGCUCCUCAAUGGGGUCCCUAAACAGCAGGAAGACCUGGAGACCUGCUUCAUGCAGGCAAUGGAAGAGGAAAAAUCUGUCCUUCCCAUUGAGGCCCCUGAAGUGGCUGUGAAGGAGUACUUUGAGGGAAUCCGUUCCUAUCUGAAAGAGAAGGAAUACAGUGACUGUGCCUGGGAAGUUGUCAGAGUGGAAAUCAGGAGAUCCUUCUCUUCAUCGACAACCUUGCAAGAAAGGUUAAGAAGAAAGGAUGGUGACAUGAGUUCAUCUUGA
Molecule: messenger RNA, 814 nt
Organism: Loxodonta africana (African savanna elephant)
Lineage: Eukaryota; Metazoa; Chordata; Mammalia; Proboscidea; Elephantidae
Product: interferon omega-2-like
Exons: 1
Coding region: 227-814 (195 amino acids)
Biological process (GO): defense response
Cellular component (GO): extracellular region
Molecular function (GO): cytokine receptor binding
Source: RefSeq, a predicted model, not a curated record